This is a messenger RNA of Moneuplotes crassus, 965 nucleotides long. NCBI's taxonomy places the organism in Eukaryota, Ciliophora, Spirotrichea, Euplotida, Euplotidae. The record is from the annotation of a GenBank genome assembly.
UACACAGAAUUUUUGAUAAAUGGCACAGAAUGCAUCUGCAAGAUAUGAAUCAUUUGGAGUAACCAAUGGUCUCCCAAUGAGUACUAUAGGUGUGACUACCUCACUCGACGAUAGUUCAGGCCCAGAGCCAACUGACAUGAUCCAAGUCAAUAAUCAUGUAGAGGCCAGAGCUCCGACGAUACUGCAGAGAAUAUAGACAUUGAUGAAAUGUUCUUAAAAAAGCUGUACUUAGUGACAGUUAGCAAGAGCCUUGAAGACAUGAUAAACGGACCUGCACAGGAUCUAAAUUAUGGCGCCCUAACUGUGUUUGAUGCGCAAGCAAUUCCUCAGAUUUCGAUCCAGGACUACCUCUUGAGAAUUAUGUCUUACUCAAGAGCAACCUCAAGGAACAUGGUUAUGUGUCUUUGCUACAUAGACCAGUUAUCUCACGACCAAAACUGACCUAUCAUCUUGUCUAGGUACAACAUCCACAGAUUGUUGGUCGUCUCGAUGAUGGUUUCCUGCAAAUUCUACGAAGACUUCUACAUAGACAAUGAGUCAUGGGCAACUAUAGCAGGUAUGAGUCUCCCAGAGAUAAACAGACUGGAACGCAAGUUCCUCACCUACAUUGGUUUUGAGAUAAAUACCAAGCUUGAUUGAUUUCUUAACUAUGUCCAAAUGCUUCUCAGCUACGCUGUAGAAAAUGAACUAGUUGAGAUUGACAUUGCACGUGAAGUCCUACAAGCCAUUGUAGACGCCUCAGUGCAAGAGUUUGAAGAUAGUGAGUUCUAAAUCACUCUCUUUUAAAUUAAGAUAGGUCUGGCAAUGCGUAAUCGAAUACCCCCAAGGCUCUGAACACAACAGGGAGAUAGCCGAAAAUCUCUCAGUUAACAGGGUCUUUAUAUAUCCAGCGGGUAUUCUUGCAUCGAUUUAUCAAUCAAAACAUGCCCAUUUAAAACUUGUGUCUCACAAUUUUUAAAACCAUC